CUGCAGACCGGACCAGAAGUUCCCCCGUCCGGCCCUCGGUACAUGCUCUCUCGCUGACCGCCAAUACACUGCUCUUGCUCUCGUGGACAACUAUCCGUAAAGCCACAGCAUAUCGGCAGCACCCGUCGACAGAGGCAUAUUCUUCACAGCUGUGUCAAAUUCGACUUGGGGAAGCGGGCUUAUUUCAGCCCAUUCUCAGCAGCAUCAUGGCUGCUGUGUACGCAAACAUGCAGCCCCAGGAGGAACUGGCGGCGCUCUUCUCCCGUAACCUCACCCUUCACCCCACGUCGCAUCCGGCACCGGUACCCGCACCAGUUCCGGCCCCGGCGCACGUCUCCCAAGACGAACGGAAGAUCGUCUAUAUCUCGCAACACUACAACCACUCAGCCCACUUAGCAAAGCCCAACACCCAGCCGCCUCGGCCGGCCUCGGAGCCCCCUAAGAACGAGUACAGAGACGUAGAACAAGUACUCCGCCAGCAGAGCGUAGACCCCUCGGGGCUCUCUGCCGCCCAGCUCCAGCUCUUCAAAACGUCCGACACUCCCCAGCAAUUCCGCCUGAUCGAGCUGUGGCGUGUCUGCCCGCCGACAUCCAGCACCGACAACCCGACCCGGACCUGGACCAGCACCACGCUCGAGCAGGAAGAAUCCCUCGCGCGCCAGCGCUUCGAGCAGCAGCAGCAACAGCAGCAGCAGCAGCAGCGGGAGCAGCACCUCCUCGACCAGCAACGCCAGCGCGAACUCUCCUCCGCCGCCGCCAUGGAAACGGAGGACCACCACCAGCCCUCCUCCCCGGACCAGGACCCCGAUACGGAAACGGUCAUGUCGCUCGACGGCACCCCGCUCACGCCCAUCACCCUCCAGGCCGGCGACGGCCGCUGGCUGCUCGGCGGCUGCGCCGCAUACCACUACAUGGAGCCGUACAUGCUGUCCGGGUACGAGGAGCUGGCGCGCCGCGAGUACGAGGCCUCGGUGCGCAGGGCGUACGCGGAGGAUGUGGCGGCGCCGUUGGUGGGGAAGGACGGUGCUGGCGGUAAUGGGAAUGGUGAUGCUGGGGUGGUGAGGUUCAAUCCGGCGCAUGCCGAUCCGGUGUAUAAGACGACGCAUAGUGGGGGCGGUGGUGGGGGCGUGUUGGUGGUCGAUUUCAGGCGGGAGGCGGCCAUGGCGGACCAGUAUGGCCGCUUCAUGGCUAUGAAGGAAGAUGAGGAGAUGCUUUGAGUGUCAAGCGGAGAGGCUGUAAGGGUAUGUCGUGGAAGAUGUUGGAGGGUGUGGCCGACCGGGCAGUCAUGUACCCGUCUGUGCCGAGGACUGGUUGGUAUAGGGAAGUUGCCUCUGUUGAUAUGGGAGACUGUGGAGGAGGUAUAUACGUAUGGAUGACUGAUGGAGUAGAUAUGGCUGCUUGGUUUUCCUUUGUGUUCGAGGAACCCCA
This is a messenger RNA of Thermothielavioides terrestris NRRL 8126, 1428 nucleotides long. RefSeq lists its product as uncharacterized. The transcript has 2 exons. NCBI's taxonomy places the organism in Eukaryota, Fungi, Ascomycota, Sordariomycetes, Sordariales, Chaetomiaceae. The record is from RefSeq and is a predicted model, not a curated record. Bases 207 to 1217 code for a protein of 336 amino acids.